GAGCAUAUUCGCCACAUUUGUGCUUUGACAGGUUCAGUUUAACAAUUUCGAGAACUUUACUCGUUUUUGGCCAUCCCUUAACUCAUGCCAACAACAAAUCUAUGUCAGCUACCAUCGAACAACCCUCAAGAAGUUUUUGAACACUUUGAAUGUUGUUUGAGCCAUUGUCAUGAUAUGAGAACGAGCCAUUGAGUAUUGAACCACCAGUCUUGCGACAAGAAAGGUUUUCGGUAACUGAUGCCCUUUGUACAAUUUAAAAAUGCCAGAGUUCCGAGAUUUUUGGCCACCCUUUCGUUUUAGUUGAUCCACCCCGUAUAUCUUCAUACAGACGUAUGGAGAAACAGGUUAUUGAACCAAGAGAUAAUAAUCCUCUUUUCCUUCAACUAAAACUCACUAAAGAAACACCUAUAAGUUGGAAAAACGUUCGAACAAAUAAUGCUGUUAAUAAUAAUAAUGAGUAUAUGGUACGAUAAUAACCGAAGACCAAGCGUUUAUCAAAUAACUUUCACUAGAAACGGCAUUCCUACCAUAGCGUUCUUCACUAUCAUGCAUAUAUACUCUUGAUAGUCGCAAUAAUUAUCAAUGAAAAUAUUCUAGAUGCGGAUGCACGUGAGUCAGACUUUUCUAUGCUUUUCCUCAGGUGACAUUGUCACUUUUGCAUCCGAUUAAAAAUUAGUCUAUGCCAUGUUUGAUCCAUUCUUUCACGAAAGUCAUAAAUCUCCUGCUUAUUGGGUGGUAGUACUGGUAUCAUAGAUCUAUGUACUGGUAUAAUGUUUACUCUGUUGUCCUUUCUAGAUUCUGGAGUAGUUGGGAUAUUCCUGAACAUUACUGCUAGUGUUCCCAGACACGAUAGAGUUUAUUAUCUCGGUCGUCAGCCUUAUCUGCAACUGAUUACUGCCCUGAUUCAAAUCACGCCUGCGAAUGAAAUAGGCGCUUUCUUGGAGCCUUUAGAGGUGGAUCAGAAAGAUUUGAUCAUUUUUGCCCUCCAUGGCGUCGCAGACAGUGAAGAUAUGGAUCAUUCCCACUGGAGCUUGCUAGUCUACUCCAAGUGGGAUAACAAAAUAUUUCACUUUGAUUCCCAAAAUGGCUAUAACAACUCUGCUGUUCGCAGUUUGAGCGAAAAACUUCAAGUUUACUUCAACAUAAACGUUGAAGUGAAAGAGGUAGAGUGCUUGCAACAGAAGAAACCUCAAGACUGUGGUAUACAUGUUUUGGCGAAUGCAGAACAGAUCAUUACUUAUGCAGCCAAGGCGAGGACUGUUAACGACUGCCCUAAAGUGUCGGAGAAAGCUAUAAAUGAAUACAGGCAAAAAAUGCUUAAAUUAAUAUGGAAACUGAAGCACAGUUCGUCGAUAUAUCAGAUAAAGAGCAAGCAACAGCCGUCGUUAUUUUCGAAAUCAUGGCACGAUGAGCACGACAGAGAUAGAUUUUGACAACAUUAAAUAUAUGCUUUGAAUAGG
Coccinella septempunctata (seven-spotted ladybird) is the source of this 1460-nucleotide messenger RNA. Its product is annotated as sentrin-specific protease 8-like. Gene Ontology annotation, biological process: proteolysis. The record is from RefSeq and is a predicted model, not a curated record. Lineage: Eukaryota; Metazoa; Arthropoda; Insecta; Coleoptera; Coccinellidae. The transcript has 3 exons. Gene Ontology annotation, molecular function: cysteine-type peptidase activity; deNEDDylase activity. The coding region runs from base 771 to 1433 and encodes 220 amino acids.